Messenger RNA from Rhizopus microsporus ATCC 52813, 436 nucleotides. RefSeq lists its product as uncharacterized. Bases 1 to 306 code for a protein of 101 amino acids. The transcript has a single exon. The record is from RefSeq and is a predicted model, not a curated record. NCBI's taxonomy places the organism in Eukaryota, Fungi, Mucoromycota, Mucoromycetes, Mucorales, Rhizopodaceae.
AUGGAAAAUAUAAAUGAAUUCACUACAGAACAAAUUCAAGAACUUCUCGAUUUCAGCAAGCGACCCAAAGAACAGGAGAUCAGAGACGAAUUCAUUGACCUCCAAGUCCUCCCAGAAGAAAUCUUUGACGAUUUGGAAACCACUUCCAAGACUGUACUCAGGAACAGACUCAAGAAGUUCGCUAAAGACACAUACAAAUACGAUGGAGGAAAAUGGACACUGUUGCGGAUACUUAAGGAUUAUAGCAAUAAAUAUAGUGUUGUGAAGGAACACACUUCUAUAAGCAUUGACUAUAUUAAUGACUGAAUAAACUAAAGUAUAGCAGUGUAUAAAGAUGAUGAUGCUCUUAUCCAAGAUUAUCACCUUUUACCAAGAAGUUAGAUUAGCCAAUAAGUAAACUAAAUUCUCGUAAAUCCUGUGAACCGAUCUAAAUAUA